Molecule: messenger RNA, 2743 nt
Organism: Limulus polyphemus (Atlantic horseshoe crab)
Lineage: Eukaryota; Metazoa; Arthropoda; Merostomata; Xiphosura; Limulidae
Product: homeobox protein cut-like
Exons: 2
Coding region: 58-1455 (465 amino acids)
Biological process (GO): regulation of DNA-templated transcription
Molecular function (GO): DNA-binding transcription factor activity, RNA polymerase II-specific; DNA binding
Source: RefSeq, a predicted model, not a curated record
UUGGGACUAUCACAGGGGUCAGUCAGUGAAUUGUUAUCGAAACCAAAACCUUGGCACAUGCUCAGUAUUAAGGGAAGAGAGCCUUUCAUUCGAAUGCAGUUGUGGUUAACUGACCCCAAAAAUGUAGAAAAGUUGCAGUCUAUUAAAAACCAGAGGAGAGGAGCAAACAAAAGAAAAAGAAAUCACACAGAUGUCGAGAUUCCCUGGUCUACUUAUGAAAACCACACCUACAACUACGCUUUCCCUCCACCUUCACCGUAUCUUUCAGCCAAGAAAUCACGAUUCUUGUUCUCUGAAGAGCAAAAGGAAGCACUCCGUUUAGUUUUCUCCAUGGAUCCAUAUCCAAGUACAGCCACAAUUGAGUUUUUAGCAAAUGAACUCAAUUUAUCAGUCCGAACAAUAACCAAUUGGUUUCAUAAUCACCGCAUGCGUCUCAAACAGCAACCGUUUGCUAACAGUGAUGACUACUUAUCCAAUGAAAUUGGAACAGGCAAAAUACCUUCAGCACACACAUCAGGAAUGAAGGAUGGUACAAAGUUUGAUCCUGUACAGUUUCGAUUGAUUCUGAAUCACCGGCUUGCAGAACUGACUCAAGAAAAAAACAGUAAUAAAACCCAAAAAAUAUGGUCCUCUACCAUUCUGAACAGUUCAGCACUUUCCACCCAUGAUGAUUCUUGUACUUUGGACCUGAGUAUUUCUAGUCAACGUUUUCCCCAUAGAGGUAACAAUUAUUAUGAACUCAACUCUACCUCUGAAACUGCAAGUGCUGGAAAUGAUGAUCAUUCAAACAGUGAGCAAAAUGAUGAUUCAAGUUAUUCCUUUGAACGAGGCUUAUCAGAAAGUAGUGACAGAGAAUCUACAGAUGACCAACCCCUGUCCUUUUCUACAUAUGAUCCACAUCAGAAACAAACAAAUUUACAAAAAAAAGCAACAGACCCAUCUAGCAGCAGUAAACGAAGGAAACCUGCCAUGCCACAGUGGGUGGACCCAGGACUGGAGUUGUCUCCUGAUAGCGAUCUCUACAGUGAAAGUGAAGAUAAUGAUAUAGAACCAGAAAGUAAAAAAAAUAAGGAGAUUAUAAAUGGGGUUUGUGUUCUUCAGACUGGAAACUUUGAUUUGUGCAUGCCUAAGGAAAACACGGUACGGAUUGAGCCAGCUCCAGCUCCAGAUGAACACGAAGUAAACCCUAGAAGCAAGAAGGAAACUACGACGAAAAAUAACACAGUAGAUUCUAUGAACAUACAAGUAUCAGUGAGAUCUGAUAAUAAAGAAAUCAGAGAAGAUAUCAAAAUUGACAGAAAGUAUAAUAUUGAAAGGCUUGAAAGGUGUUUAAAAGAUCAGGAGGAAGGUUGGGAUAUUGAUGAAGAGACAGAAAAAGAAUGCAAUAAUAAUGAAACAUGUGAUGGCAAACAUAAACAUAAAACUCUAGGGCAGAUGGGUGUUUUGAUGAAGUAACUUAGGUUUUACUUAGAAAAAGUAAAAGAAAGAGAUAAUGAUUUACUUAAACUUGUCUAAAAAAUAUGUAAUGUGCUGUAAACACAGAAAAGGAGUGGUAUUCAUGGAGCUGGGAAUCAUUUACACUUUUAGUGACCAUGUGUUUUGUGUUUAACACAUCUUGGCUUGCAAGUGGCCUUAGAGAUAUUAAACCUGAACUAUAAAAUAGUGGGAAAUAACUUUAGGCUUAACUGGACAUGAAAUAAAUAGAUUUAAUUAAUAUCGGAUGUAAGGGCAGUUCCAAGAGACAUGCAAAUACAAUGUGAUAAUGCCAUUAUAGCCUUCUUGUUGCAGCCAGAGGAGGCUCAUGUAUUCAGUAUAGUUGCCAUCUAGAGCCUAACAUCCACAAAGUGGUCCUCUAGAAAUUAGGCUUUAUUUGUCAAUGUUCAAAUAAGUAAAAACGAUGUCUCAUAACUGUGUGAUUAGUGGAAAGGAUUUUUUGCAUGCGAUGCUCAGCAUAGUCACCAUACAUAUUCAAUUCUCUGUGUUCUAAUUGGAAAUGUUUUGAAUUGUAUAUAGUUAAGUCAAAUUAUGUUUAGAAAUAGAUGGGUACAAUUUUAAAUUUUUUUAAUUAUUUUGAUUUUGUUCUUUCUUAACCGAAGAAUUCGUAGAUAAAGAAGUAUGCAUUAAUUUACUUUUUUAUCACUUGUGUGUAAUUUCUUUUAUACGUAUGGAUUGCAGGUACGUAAGCAUUAUUUAUCAUUAAAAGGUUACAAUAUUGUUUUCAUUCUUCUAAUAAUGCCUUUCUGUAUCGUUGCUGAGGUCAAUCAAAGAAACCGGUGACUAGCACUAUCUCAUCUUAACUAAGAUUUACUAUUAUAUAAAACAAAAUAACCUGGGUUCUGGUUUAUCUAGAUAACAGUGCCCUGGAGAAUUUGGAGGUGCAUUACAUCAUAACUCUAGUCCAGAAACAGGCUUAUUAGACCUGGUCCACUAGCUUAACUGUUUUAUAUAUAUAUAUAUCUGUGUGUUUUCUUAAUAUUUAGUAAAUUCUUCUUACACUCGUCAAAAAAUUCAAAUUUAAAUAAUGCCAUCUGCAUUAUUUAGAGAACUUUUAACAUUUCAUGUUACUUGUAAUACCCCUUUCAUGUGAAUAGUUGCUUUUUUGUUGUUCUUACACUUCAGCCUUAGAAGACUAAAUUCACUUCCUCAAGCAAAUACUUGAAUCAGUUUUCAACCAACAUGUGUUUGUCACAUUAGUUAUACAUGCCUGACAUAGUGAAAAAUACCAUUAAAACAGAAAAGCUUA